CGAGACGCGACGAGACCAAAGUCACUUGCAACUAAUCAACAUAAACACAAAAUAAAUUUACAAAUUACAGGCAGUACAGAUGUCUGAAGUCCGUCAGAGAAACGUACCUGAUAAAUCUGAAAAUGAAUUAAAGGCAGAGGAUGUAUCAACACCAAAGCAGGAAGCAAAGACUCCAGACACCGACGAAGAGGAAGAAGUCCCGCUGUUCAAUCCAAAUGCCUCGAGGGAGCUUCCUCAAGCAUCUGAUCAGACUACAGAGGCCAUAGACUCUGCACUAAAAGACCUCACACCAAGAUGGCGCAACUGGAUAAUACGUGGUAUAUUUACGUGGGUUAUGAUUGGUGGAUUUGGGCUAAUCAUCUAUCUCGGACCACUGGCAUUAUGCACCAUGAUAAUGUUGCUGCAGAUCAAAUGUUUCCAUGAGAUCAUCACAAUUGGUUAUGUUGUUUACAAGUCGUACGAGCUUCCAUGGUUUCGUACCCUCAGCUGGUACUUUCUGUUUGCUUCAAAUUAUUACUUCUACGGUGAAAGUUUGAUUGAUCACUUCGGUCUUUUACUGCACAGAGCUGAGUUCAUGCGACCGUUUGUGAAUUACCAUCGUAUUAUAUCAUUUUGCUUGUAUGUGGCUGGCUUUGUCUCGUUUGUUAUGAGCUUGAGAAAGAGGCACUACCUGAAACAGUUCACAAUGUUUGGCUGGACCCAUGUGACAUUGCUACUGGUAGUGACCCAGUCUCAUUUGAUCAUGCAGAACAUCUUUGAAGGACUCAUAUGGUUCCUGCUUCCAAGUUCCAUGAUAAUCUGUAAUGACAUCAUGGCGUACAUGUUUGGAUUUUUCUUUGGGAGAACUCCUCUCAUCAAAUUGUCACCAAAGAAGACAUGGGAAGGAUUUAUUGGUGGUGGUCUCUCAACUAUUGUAUUUGGAAUGGCGCUGGCGUGGUUCCUGAUACAGUUUGACAUGUUGGUGUGCCCGAUCAUGUAUGAUGAUGAUAAAGGUCAGAUAUCUAUGGAGUGUGAGAGACAUCCUGUGUUCCUCCUCGAGGAAUAUAACCUGCCUGAAACCAUUCAACUUCUCUUUAAACUGGUAGGGAUACCCUGGUACACUGUGAAGAUGUAUCCAUUUAUGUUGCACUCUGUCUCAAUGUCCACCUUUGCAUCAGUGAUUGGACCAUUUGGAGGAUUCUUUGCCAGUGGUUUCAAAAGAGCAUUUAAAAUAAAGGAUUUUGGAGAUACAAUCCCAGGUCAUGGAGGUAUCAUGGAUAGGUUUGACUGUCAGUUUCUCAUGGCAACAUUUGUACAUGUUUACCACUCCAGUUUUAUAAAAUUGCCAAAUCCUUCCAAGGUGAUUCAGAGUGUGUUAUUGAUGAGCGUAGAACAGCAGCGACAAGUGUUCCAGAUGUUACAAGAGAAAUUAACUGCCCGUGGAGUAAUAUAAACUCCAUUUAGCCUGUGGUCAGCUUUGCCUAGUCAUCUCAACUAAGGCAUUACGUUUAUGUAACAUAGAACGUUAACAACCAACAUUGUAAUACUUGUUCUUUGAACAUAUUACAACACAUUAUAAAUGUGAAAGUUUUUUGAAAGGUUUUUGUAGAUUGUUUAUUGUCUAAUUUAAGAUUGCAAUGUAAAAAUAGAAAAUUGACUCGUAGAUAUUGAUAAGUUUGUUGGCAGAUGUAAAAGGAAUGUAGAAAAAUAUAGACAUGUUACUGUAUAAUGAAUUCUCAAAGUAAGCAAAUAAAUCCGAAAUGCUCAUUUUGUAAGAGAAUUGGUAGAUGAUGUAAUAGAUAUGUGAAUGGUGCUAGGAUUUGAUAUGAUGAAAGAAAUGUUUCCGGUUGGGUAAAUUAUUUGUAUGUUUGUGCAUAUUACAGCAAUUCUUAUGGGUAACUUAUGAUGGUGAUUUGCACAACACACGGCAUCAGACUCUGAUACUUGGCUGUUGCAACUGGAUGUUUUUGGGGACAUACUUGCAAUAUUUAAACUUCAUUAUCAAAAAGUUUAACUUACAUUUUCUGGUUACAAUGUUUGAUUUUUGUUAAGUUGCAAAGAAAUCCAAUAGACAGAAAAUUGAUGAAAUUAUUUUCUAAUGUUUGUGUUUAUUCUUUUAUCUUUAAGGUGAUUAUUUAAAGCUGUCAGGCAGUAACACAUCUGCCAGUGUUAAUUAUCGUUUAUUCAUUUCUUCAGAGUGAUUGUAUACUUGUAAAAUAAUUUUUGAUGAAAAUAAUUUUCUAGAUGUUUGUGAAAAACACUUGGAUUAUAGAUAUUUUUUUUUCUUUCUAAUUUUACAUUACAAGAUGUGAUAAUUGUGAGGGGCCAAACAUUCAACUAAGCAUGUAAAUUACAAUGUUAUAAAUUUUAUUUUAGUUAUAGAAGAUUAUUUGCCCCAGUUAAUUUUGUUCUUAUUCCUUACCUUUUUAGCUUAAAUUGAAAGAUAAUUUGAUCCACAAGCACACUUAAACAUUACUCGCACGUUCACAGAAAUGACACACAAUCACCAGCCAACAUGUACCACAGUCACAUCUACAGUAAAGCAUCAGUGGUUUAAGGGUGAAAGUUAAGAGUAAAAUGACUUAAGUUAUCAGGGAUUUCAAGCAAUCCAAAAACAGAAAAAGAUCAGGAAAACAACUAUGGAUUGCUGGACUGAGCACAGGUGCUUGAGCAAGCAAUGCUCCACUGAGCAGUAUUUCACGUAUAAACAUGGAUGAAACUCAUUGAAUAAUUACACAAAUUUUACUAUUGAAAUAGUCAUAUACGUGUAUAUCAUUCAGUUUCCCAAGUUUUUUUUAAAUGAUUAGAGAUUUUUUAUAUACAAAUUUAUGUAGUAUGUGUGAACCAUUUGGUAUGUAUAUUCAUCAAAUUUUUAUCAAUAAAAUAGGGUUUUUUUUUUUACUGAAAAUUACCUUUUAGAGUAAUUUUGAUAAUAAAACAACAUAAAACACAGUAAAUCUACUGGCACAUAGGAUAAAAAUAUUGGGGGGCAAAUGUCCAUUCUAAAAAUAAGAAGUGGGGGGGGGGGGGGCAAAUGUCCUAUCUGCCAUUUCAACUGGGGGGCAAAUGUCUGGUAGUACAUUUUUUCAUUGGGGGGCAAAUGUCCUACAACCGUAAUUGCAAAGGUCUUAGCUAAUUUCUUUCUACAUGAUUUUGCUGCUUUUGAUACUGUUAAAUUUAGAUGCAGAAUUCAUUUUGAUCCUACAAGCAUUAGUUCUCUCCAGAGAUUCAGCAAAGUGUUUUUGCCUAAUGAAUGUUGCAUUCUGCUUAUGCAUUUAACAUUUAUAAUCAUGAGAUAGAAAACAGUCAGGGCUCAACUGAUCCAUUUGUUUGCUGACAAGUAGAAAUCGGGUCAAGACAAGUGGAACUUACAGUAGUACUUGACCUGCAACAAUAAAGAAACUGCGGAAAUGUCGGAACUAUGUCAUCACCGAAAUGAAGGCUGACUUUUGAUUUUGCAACUCUAAAUUCCAUCUGGUUCUGUUACUCCAUUGUGAUCACUUUAGCUAGAUGCUUGUUAGUCCACAUUUCUUGAUAGUCCAUGAUACUUGUAUAUCAAUACUUGUAUUUUUUGUUAUACAGGACAAAAUAGGCAUAUUAUGAUAACACAGUUUUUCUUUAAUGAAAAGCAGGACAAGUCCAAUUCGUAUAAGAACAAGUGAAAAUACUAUGCAGCUAGUCCUGCAGGACUUGCUUUCAAAGAAUUUAUAGAGUCCUGACUGAUUUACUUGUAGUGCCAUGUUUGAUUUUGGUCUCGUAUUUUGUGUUCUAUGCUAUUUAUAUGAUACUAAAAAGAUCCGGCACCAAAAUGAUAUUAACAGUAAUUUGACAGUUUAUUUAUCAAUGUUUUUAAACACACCUUCCCUCCCCCCGCCAGUAGGUAGGCAGGUCAUGACUGGCAGUUGACCCCUAUUGAUUUAAGGUUAGUUGCUCAAAGGUCAAGGUAAUCUUAAGCUGAAAAUCAAUUUCCGAUUGAUAUCUGAUUAACACUUUAGACUACAGUUGUCAAACUUCAUAGGAUGAUUGUCUGUGGUCUGUAUAUGAUCCAUAUAUAUCAGCAGGUCAAAGGUCACUUAAACAGUGACCUCAAGAUGGAUCAGUAACAUAAGAGUUCUUUGGCCUACUGCCUUAAAGCUUCAUAGGAUGAGGGUCUAUGGUCAGUAAUGACCUUUAUUAUUUUGGGGCACAGUAGGUCAAGGUCACAGUGACAUUGACACUGAAAACAGUUCCAGCUGAAUAACUUUAAAACAUGUUGCCAUACAGUUCACUAACUUCAGAGAAUGAUUGCCUUUGGUCAAUUGAUGGUCCUUACAGUGUUUGGGGUCAGUAGAGCUAGGUUAUAAUGAUCUUGGGACUGAAAAUGAGAUAGACCACCAUGGAGGGUGUGUUUACAAACAGCUUUUAUUUUAUAUGUAUAAUCAUUUAGGCAAAUGUCUACUUCAGGAGAAUGAUGAAAUGAAACCCUGAGAUUGGCUUUCAAUCUUCCUGAAUUGCAGUUUUUCCCUUGAAUAUUAAAGAAAACGAUGUUUGGUAAAAAUAGAAUUAUUGAAAUAUUGUGAUACAUAUUUUCAGAAUUUCUGUUGUAACCAAUUUUCCAACAUAAAAGAGUUCACAGUAUAUUGUGCAAUAUUCAUACUAGUGUGAUAUUCUCUUAGUGUCAUGAAGGUGUGUGAUGUUUUGUCCAUCGCAUGCAAAAUGAUGCAUGUGAAUGUGUGUGACAUAUUUUACCAUAAUAGUCCUAAUAAAUAAGUAUAUGUGUAUUCAGUUUUUGCAUUUUAUGAGUGCAUGAAAGUUAACUUGUACUUCCUGUAACUAUUUUAUCAUUAUUUUUAAGACCUCAUUUUGUUGCCAUCUUAAAGAAUAUAUGAUAUGCUGUGUUAAUUUGAUGUACAGUUUAAGAUUUACUAGAUAUUUAUUUUGAUGUAAGUGAGAUGUGAAACCAAAAUUUGUAGUCCUGUUUGGCGCCAUAUUACCUAUACUGUGUUGGUGCGCCGUAAAACCCAAAUAAAUAAAUAAAUUGUGAUUAACAGAUGUUUAAGAAACAUGCUUAUAGAGGGUAGCUGCAUGAUAAAUGCAACAUGUGACACUAAUGGAUGGUACCCGCUGCAUGCUAACUGCCACAUCUGUCACUAAUGGAUAGUACCCGCUGCAUGCUAACUGCCACAUGUGACACUAAUGGAUGGUACCCACUGCAUGCUAACUGCCACAUGUGACACUAAUGGAUGGUACCCACUGCAUGCUAACUGCCACAUGUGACACUAAUGGAUGGUACCCGCUGCAUGCUAACUGCCACAUGUGACACUAAUGGAUGGUACCCGCUGCAUGCUAACUGCCACAUGUGACACUAAUGGAUGGUACCCGCUGCAUGCUAACUGCCACAUGUGACACUAAUUGAUGGUAGCUGCAUACUAACUGCCACAUCUGUCACUAAUUGAUGGUAACUGCAUACUAACUCUUGUAAAGAUUUUAUGUUCACUUGUUCACCAUGAAGAAUAAGUUUAAAAUACAUUUUUGGCUAAGUUUAACUGAAAGUCAUAUCUCUUUGUUUGAAAUUUUCUUCACAGUACCACACUAUGGAGUAGACAUAGGAGUUAAAGACCUUUUUUUUCAAAAGUUAUACCCUUGGGUGAAAUUGAAAACAUUGUUUGAAUAAAGUUUGACCAUUCUUAUGUAAAACUGAAAUAUUUACCAGAUGUUUACCUUUUUUUAUUUUCAAAAUAUUUAACUAACUAUAUUUAGUUCAAAAUGUGGAAACUGCCAGCCCUGUACCAUUUAAAGUUUCAUUUUUGUUAUAAUUAGAAGUUUUUAAGUUAAUGUGAUGACAAUAUUAAAAAUAACUGUUUUGAUAUGCAAUUUAUGUUAAAGGUUAUAUUAUAAUAUAUGUUCUUUACCAGUUUGAUUUUAUUUGUAAAAUAGUUUAUAAUUUGUUUAUAUAUUAACUACAUUUUACAGUGUGUGUUUUUUUGUUACAUGCCCUAACAUAUUACAUUUUAUUUGUUUUUUUCUUACCAAUGUUUGUGUAUAUAUGUCAUAGUGAAUGAUAUGGCAGCUGUAGUUAAAUUUGUUCUUUAAAUUUUUAAAUCCUUCAAGCUUACUGGUCGGAGACCAACCACUGGACACUUUUUAAACUUUUUUCAUGAUAUCUCCAGUAAUUUUUAUACCCUAAACUUGAAAUUUCAACUGAAUAAAGUUAGGUCAUCCUCCAAACUAAAGAGCAUAUUUGUUUACCUCUAAAUAUCAAUUGCAUGUGUUUUUGAGGCCCAGAAAUGGGGGCCCUCUAGUUUUUGUGAUGGGCCUCAACGAAAUUUUUGCACAUGCACAGUGAAUCAUAUUCCACUUCCCCUAUGAUGUAAACAUACAUGUUUUGUGCGGAACGAAAUAAAAGGUAAUUUUUGUGUCAAAUACUUGCAUUCAAAGGAUGUUGCUAUGGAAUCUUGUUGGAAAGCAAGUGUCUGAUUGGCAACAAAUGAUCAAUGCUAGUGACAAAGUAAAGCGUUUAUUGGGGUGUCCAGGUUUGAUGGUUGUCUGGAUUUGUUGAUCGCUGACCAGUACAUGUGUUUUCAGUUUACAAAAAUUUCACUCAAAUAUGAGUCUAAUUUUUCAGUUUAGUUCCAAGAAAUGUUUGUUCAGGUAAAUGAAAGGUGUCUGAAGACAGUUAUUUUUACAGAAUAGUGUUCCUGUACCCCAUCAAGAGUUGUAGUAUCCUGUUAUUAUAAGUUGGCAUUCUUUCUUAAUUGUCCUGUAUUUAAGGGAUUAUAUACAAUAAUUGUAUUACUGUAAUAACUUUAAUACUUUAAUAUGAUACAUUGUAUAAUUAGAUAUACUAAGAUUUUCUUGAUUUGUCUUAAGUGAUUUGAACUGUUCAGAUGUAGUUUGUGGUAUAUAUUCUUGGUGGUAAACAAAACUUUCUUAGUACGUAAUAGCAUUUAAUAAGCAAAGUAAGGCGGAUUGUAUUUUACAUAACAUUAUAAGGUUGAAUAUAUACUAUAAUUUUUUGAAUUUCAGAUUGUAAGCAAGGGUUUUAGUGGUCUCUAAGCAUCUGAACAGCUACAUUGAGGCACCAUUUUUAAUAAAGUUCAGUACUUCUAGUUACCGGUGAUUUGUUUGAUAUUACAGGAUUCUUGAUGUGAUAAUUAUCAUUAUAAAAUGUAAUAUAAUUGAUUAACUGGACACUAGAUACAACAGUUGUCAUUACAAAAUUAAAUAUUGAUUAAUAGGAUACUAGAUAUGACAGUUGUCAUUAUAAAAUGUAAUAUAAUUGAUUAACAGGAUACUAGUUAUCAUUACAAUAUGAAUUAUUGAUUAACAGGAUACUAGAUAUGACAGUUAUCAUUACAAUAUGAAUUAUUGAUUAACAGGAUACUAGAUAUGACAGUUAUCAUUACAAUAUGAAUUAUUGAUUAACAGGAUACUAGAUAUGACAGUUAUCAUUACAAUAUGAAUUAUUGAUUAACAGGAUACUAGAUACGACAGUUGUCAUUACAAAAUGAAUAAUUGAUUAACAGCAUGUAUGACAGUUAUCAUUAUAAAAUUAAAUAUUGAUUAAUAGGAUAUUAGAUAUGAUAGUUAUCUUUAUAAAAUGUAUUAGUAUAAUAUUGAUUAUUAGACACUUGUUUCAUGAAGCUUGACUGAAAUUAAAUGGUCUGGAUGUUCAGUGUUUGCCUAGGUAUGUUUACUUUAAUGAAGGAUUGUCAUCAGAUGGAUUUUGAAUAUUUACUAAUACAUGAAUCUUUGGGAUUUUUAUUUUCUAAUAGGUAGGACAAUAUAAAUGAGCGGUAUUGCUGCUAUGUUGCUUUGUCAAGACACUUAAUAGUCAUAACACAAGACUCCAGUUUGAAGUUGAUGACAACCAUCAAAUUGUGCAUUAAGUAUACAGUGUGUAUAGCGGCAUUUUACUUGAUUACUUACCUGUACUUUAAUUUUUGUGACAUUUGUCUUUUCUAUGAAACUGAUUAAUCUAUACAUACUUUUUGAAGGGCUUCACAAAUUACCUCAGAAUAACUUGAAUGCUUUCCUUUGAACAGUGCCAAAAUGUACUUUAUCCUAAAACAAUAUUGCCUAAAAUGGUCAUUUUCUGUCAUUUUUAACAUCCAAAGCCUUAUUGUUUAUAGUUUUAAGCUUGUAUUAAACAUUUGGAUGCCAUUGUUUGGUAACAUUAAUUAUCAGAGGUUGUGAAAAGUCAUUUAGUUCAUUUGUAACAUAACCAUUACUCUUGAAGUAAAAACAAACAGUAUCACUGUGUGAAAUCGGAGUAGAAGUGUAAAGGAAACUUAAAUUAGUCAAGUGGAUAUUUAAAGGUGUGGCAUGUUAGCCCUAUGAUUGCACUGGCUGCAUUAAGGCAGAAAUAAAUCAAACAUGAUGUGUUUUCUCUUAAUCCAGGAUUGUUAUCAUCACAGAAAUGUCAUUUUGUUAACCUUUAACCAGAGUUACUGAUCGCCCUGUGUCCGUCGUCCGUGGCAGCGGCGUUGGCAUCGUCAACAAUUUGACUGUUAACACUCUAGAGGUCACAGUUUUGGCCCAAUGUUAAUGAAACUUGGUCAGAAUGUUACCCUCAAUAAAAUCUUGGACGAGUUCGAUAUUGGGUCAUCUGGGGUCAAAAACUAGGUCACCAGGUCAAAUCAAAGGAAAAGCUUGUUAACACUCUAGAGGUCACAUUUUUGGCCCAAUCUUAAUGAAACUUGGUCAGAAUGUUACCCGUAAUAAAAUCUUGGACGAUUUCGAUAUUUGGUCAUUUGGGGUCAAAACCUAGGUCAUUAGGUCAAAUCAAAGGAAAAGCUUGUUAACAAUGUAGAGGCCACAUUUAUGACUAUAUCUUCAUGAAACUUGGUCAGAAUAUUAAUCUUGAUGAUCUCAAGGUCCAGGUUGAAUCCGGGUCUUGUUGGAUCAAAAACUAGGACUUAUGACCAUAUCUUAAUGAAACUUGGUCAGAAUGUUAAUCUUGAUGAUCUAUAGGUCAUGUUCAAAUCAGGGUCAGGUGGGGUCAAAAACUAGAUCACAAGGUCAAAUCAAAGGGAAAGCUAAUUAACACUCUAGAGGCCGCAUUUAUGACUGUAUAUUCCUGAAACUUGGUCAGAAUGUUUAUCUUGAUGAUCUUUAGGUCCAGUUCGAAUCUAGGUCAUGUGGGGUCAAAACUGGGUCACUGGUAUAUAUCAAAGGAAAAGCUAGUUAACACUUUAGAGGCCACAUUUAUGACCAUAUCUUAAUGAAACUUGGUCAGAAUGUUAAUCUUGAUGAUCUUUAGGUCAAUAGGUCAGGUGAGCGAUAAAGGGCCUUCAUGGCCCUCUUGUUUUAGUAACAAGUUAUUACUUAAGCACAAGGAUGUAUUUAUGUUUGUAUAUUAAACUUCAAUCUAACAACACUAUCUUACUUUAGGAAUUGAAUACUGAUAGUUACUUUGUAUAUUGUAUUAUUUAGAUGAUAAUAUGUAUAGUUUGUAAAAAUUCAUUUUAGUGCUUAUAGCCUAAAACUUUGAAAAAGACAUUUCUCAAAAAAGCUACAGUUCUAGAUGGGAGGGUAAAAACCUUGCAGUCAUAAUCUUUAUUGAUUGUUGUGCAGUAGAUGUAGAGUGGGAGACUCAUUUUUCUAAAACAUUUCAUUUAAACAUUAUUCAAAUGUAUCCUUGUUUCUUCUAGUGAUUCAACAAAAUGCUUCAUUUGCUGCAGUGUAUAUAUUAUUUAGAAGUAUUAUAUUUAUUGAAUGAUUUUGAUCAUGAAUAAAAUUUUGGAAAUUCUAA
This is a messenger RNA of Mercenaria mercenaria, 9712 nucleotides long. Its product is annotated as phosphatidate cytidylyltransferase, photoreceptor-specific-like. Lineage: Eukaryota; Metazoa; Mollusca; Bivalvia; Venerida; Veneridae. Gene Ontology annotation, cellular component: endoplasmic reticulum membrane. Gene Ontology annotation, molecular function: phosphatidate cytidylyltransferase activity. The transcript is spliced from 11 exons. Bases 80 to 1432 code for a protein of 450 amino acids. The record is from RefSeq and is a predicted model, not a curated record.